CGUCUGUAGUUUUCAUAAUGUUGUUGUGUUUCUCUCAUACAGCAAAAAAUGAUAAACACAUCGAUACAAAUUAUGAGAUAAUAGAUGUAGUGAUACUUAAAUCUUAUUAAAUCGAAAUAAGAACUAUAUAAGUCACGUUUUCACGAUGGUUGCACGCCAGAUGUCUUUUGAGUUAAAAGUAAAAGGUAUUUGUUUUUUUUUUUGUUCUUUGGAAAAUUUCCAUUUAAAAAAGGCAAAGAAAAUGAGUUUUGCAAAUAAGGUUAUUUUAAUAACUGGUGCCAGUUCCGGCAUUGGAGCUGAUGCUGCUGUUCAUUUGGCUAAAAAAGGUGCUAGCAUUGCUAUGGUUGGUCGCAAUCAAGAAAAUUUGAAUAGUGUUAGCGAUAAAAUAAAAAGUUUUGGUGCGCCGAAUCCAUUGAUUAUUGUCGCUGAUGUAACAACUGGUGAAAGAAUAAUUGAAGAGACUGUCACUCAUUUUGGACGAUUGGAUGUCUUCAUUAACAAUACUGGCAUUGUGGCGCCUUAUUCAAUUCAAACAAUAAAAUUGCAUGAAUUCGAUCGCAUCAUUAAUGUAAAUGUUCGUAGUGCUAUUCAUCUUUCACAAUUGGCUGUUCUACAUUUGGCAAAAAGUAAAGGAAACAUUUUAAAUGUUUCGAGUGUAUACAGUACAGUUGCAAAAGCAAACACAUUAGCCUAUUGCAUAUCAAAAGCUGCAAUGGAUCAAAUGACAAAAUGUGCUGCAUUAUAUUUGGCUUCAAAAGGCAUACGGGUUAAUGCAAUCAAUCCCGCUCACAUUCGUAUCCCAAUAGUUGAAACCGGAUUUGGUAUGACACCACAGCAAGUAAAGAAAUAUUUUGGUUCUAUGGAAAAAUUGGCUCCUCUUGGUAGAAUUGGUAACUGCAGUGGCGGCUUCGCAUCUCACUGGAGUACUUUUGACUGUUGAUGGCGGGGCGGUUAUUGCAAAUGCAGUUGCACAAAAUGUGGUAUUUUAAUUAAUUUGUUUUAAUUCUACAAAAUGAAAAAAUAAAUACAUUCAAUUUGAAAAUCCUUUAGGCUUUUAUGUUAGCAUAGGUAAUUUGAUUAUUUAAAAAAAAACCAAG
Contarinia nasturtii (swede midge) is the source of this 1097-nucleotide messenger RNA. RefSeq lists its product as uncharacterized. The coding region runs from base 146 to 940 and encodes 264 amino acids. The transcript has a single exon. The record is from RefSeq and is a predicted model, not a curated record. Gene Ontology annotation, molecular function: oxidoreductase activity. NCBI's taxonomy places the organism in Eukaryota, Metazoa, Arthropoda, Insecta, Diptera, Cecidomyiidae.